AUGCACCGCGCCUGCUGCAGCGCCGGGGAGGAGGGUCACUGGGGAGGUCACCUGCCGGUGCUGCACUACGGAGAGCCGUCGGAAGACGUGGAGGAGGAAGAAGGAGGGCCGGGGCAUGGGAGAAAGGCGCCCGCCACGCAGCCCUUCAACGGCGCGUGCGCGCCGCAAUGGAUGCCGCCCUCGAAUUCGCACCCGAGCGGGGCUGAUGGCGACGGGCGGGGCCGUGCGGGGCGCCCAGACAUCUCGCGCCUUGGGGAGGAGGCCCCCCUGGCUGCCGUGGAAGCCGAGCGGCGAGUAAAUGUCAUGCGAAUAUUCCUCAGGCUGGUGGGUUCAAAUGUUGAGGACGAAGGCAACCUGGAAAAGUUGCUCACGGACAUAAGCAGCGAAGAAUUCGCACAGAUCGCGGAGGAGAGAGGCUUGGCUGGCCGGUGUGGCAACCCCAUGUGCUCAUCCCAUGUCCAUGGAUACAAAGGCAAGUCAAGGUUCAAAGUUGAGAGGGCUGGGGCCGAGCUACAGCUCCAUGACCUCACAUGCUUCUGCAGCUCACGAUGCAAGGAGAAUGUCAGGAGGUGGAUGCAGAGAUUGGGAAAUCCAUAUGACAGGCUAAAGGACAGCCCCAUGUCUAAGGUGCUGCAAAAUGCCCUUGUGUCCCAUCGGGCCAGGCAGGGGAGCUCUGAAGGGAAGGCUGAAGCUGGCUGUGCCGGAACCCUCAUGGGCUCUGUGGUCGAGCACUUGCAAAGUGUGAAACCCACCACAGCAAGCACUGGCCACUAUACGCAGUCAGUGGCUGAGCAGUCCACUGCAGCUGUGGAGGGCUAUGUACCAAAAGCAAAUUCCGCCAGGCAACAAGCCAGUUCCCGAAAACAUUUGGAGACCAACCAGCACCAGGUGGACAGGAAUGGCAUGCCACAAAUCCAAGAAAGAACAUCGCCAUCCAGUUCAACUGUGGAUGUGGGAAUUGAUGUCAGUGAGAACGAUGAGAACAAGCAUCAGUCACAAGAACUGCAAAUGAGAGGAAGCUCUGCAGGGGCAUCGUGUGUGUCUGAGCAGCAGACAGCUGCCCUUGACUUGCAUCCGGGAUGUGAAGAAUUGGAAGAAUUCCCUCGGGUGCUUGACUUGGGUCCGGAGCAUGGGGGACUGCAGGUUGUUGACAGACCAUACUUGAAUGUGGAUGGUGGACCGCUGCAAAUUGACUUGGACAGCACCCGGGAUGGGUUUGCAGGGGGCUCCGACACAGACAGUGACGAUGGUGCCGAAGGUGUUGCUUACUUUGAGAUGCCAUCGCCUGCCCGCCACGAGUCCACGCUGUCGAUUUUUGGCCGGCUGUAUAUGGCCCUGGACAGCUGGGUGACGCCCUCGACUAUUCAAUUUCUUCACCACGGCUUGAAAUCACCUCCUGGCGACAUAUCGGCUGUCCAAGAUUUCCAAGCGCUCCAGGUCUUGUCAGGUCACAUGAGCCGAGCGUUGGCGCCUGUCAAUCGGCGCCUGCAUGUCAGGACCACGUUGUCCUCACUUGAGAAAGACUUUGCCAGGCUGCUGGCCACCUUCAAGUUCGACUGCCCCCUGCCAUGUUUGUCUGCAGCCGAGUGGCAGAUCAUUGUUGCGACUGUGCUCAGAGGAUUUUCCCUCACUCUGCUGCCCAGCUUAAGGACCGCGUUUGAGGGUGAGCAGGCCUCUGAGAGGGUCGAAGCGCUGUUGAGGCCAGUCGGCUUGGACAGAAGCAGAUUCGACGCUUUGGGGUUUGUGUUUUCUGCAGAACGGGUGUUUUAG
Ostreobium quekettii is the source of this 1770-nucleotide messenger RNA. Lineage: Eukaryota; Viridiplantae; Chlorophyta; Ulvophyceae; Bryopsidales; Ostreobiaceae. The record is from the annotation of a GenBank genome assembly.